UGGCGGCCGACACAAAACGAUUCCGGCAUCGCUAGGGCUUUUCAAUUCAUUUUUAAUAACAAGCGCCACUGUCUAGAGGAUUGUGUGUGCGUUUUUCCUUUUACUACCAGACAAUACCUCAGCCGUCAGAUUCAAAACCGAAACACGAAAUCUGCAGGGUUAGGUGUCGAAAUGUGCGAUAGUAGAUUCGCAUAAAAAUGUGGAUUAGAAAGCAACUGGAGCGUAGCACGGGCUUCUUGUGCGAAAUCCUUCAUUCAUUAGCAGACUGAAAGCCGAAGAUUGAAGACAUUGUAUUUCGGGCAAUGAGGAAUAAAAUUGUGGAGAAGGGAGGCAUCAAUCAAAAAGACACCAUGCUGUCUGCGACGCCCCUGUAUGGCAACCUUCACAGCUGGAUGAGUACUGAUCGGGUCCGCAUGUGUGGAAUUAAUGAAGAUGGCAGGAAAGUCUCUGUAAGCGAUGGUGAAACACAGAAAAGCAUGAAGCGGUUUGGGAUCAGGGAUGACAAUCACAUGACCCACAACUUGGGUGUGGUGGAUGCAGCGUCAGUGAGACAAAUUGAUCGACUUAGAGCUGCUAGUGGGAUCAUGCAAGAAGAACUGAGAAACCAUAAUGGUAUUAUGUAUCCUACUGCACGUGGGCUUAGAAAUGAGAAGGAACAAGAGGCUGCUGUUGCAAUGACCAGCCUCGGAUUUAUGACUGAUAGAAUGCCUGAUUUGAAUUAUAAAUCACAUCCACCAGAAAGCCUAGAAAAUGGCAGUGGCUGCACAAAGCCUCAUGAAAGCUUUAGCACACUGUACAAAUCACCACCUGGACUACAAAAUGCUGCUGGUGCGAGAAGUGAAUCAUUGGGUUUAGAAGGAUCUUCGGCCGGUAAACAAGCACCAGUGAAUGGAACUGGUCCUAGUUAUUUGCGGCUUCCUUGGAUUAGCCCAUACAUGGAGAGUCCAGCACCAGGGAUGUAUCCAUUUGUGGAAUCGCCAAGCAAAUACUCAAUGAACAUGUAUAAAACAUGCUUGAUACCUUCACAGAAUUCUUAUGGCUUACCACAACACAUCUCCUAUUCACCUGUCUGUAGCCACAGUGAUCGCUUCUUGUACAUACCACCUCCACACUAUGGUUUGCCUCACAUCCCUUCAUCUCUUCCUUCUCCACUAAGGAUUACACCAGCUGCAACAUCACCCAUAAUGUCUUCUAUGGUUCAUUGUCCUGAUAAAUGCCUCUCAGGAAUAAUGACAGGAAAUCCUAGAUUGCAAGUUGAUCCACAAAUUUUGACACAUCAAAUAUCGAGUGGCAAGAAAACAAGGAUUACAGCUAAUGAAAAGUCAAACGCUAGUAGUAUUCCUGCAGACCCUGCUUCACUGUUGCAAUCUCCUAAACCAGCUGCCCGGCUUCAUCUUUCCUCAUCGCAGAUUGGAGAGAGUUCUUCUGAAUUCCAGAAACACCUAGCCAGAAUAUCUGGUCCUUCUCCUUCAAUGGCACUUCCUCAUGGUUAUUUAAGCAUAAAUAGUGAAUUUACUUCUCCUGCACGAUCAACGAACAGCAAAAAUUCAAAACCAACAGAAUCUGGUGAUAACUUGCAACAAACAGUUACACAUUCACGAAGCUCUCAGGCUGAACAAAAAGCUACGAAGUCUCCAUUACAGCAAGAAACACAGACACCCACCAAAGACUGCAGUGAGAAGCCUUUAGAUUUGUCAUCUAAAGUAGGCUGUGGUGAGACAUCAAGUGAUCAGGUAUCCAAGACUGAGAGUACUGAUAAAGUGGUGCCAGUAUCAGCAGCUGGCAAAUGGCGCAACAACUCCUCAUUGUCUAGCAAGGAAACAUUUUCUAGCAGGGAAACUCAUUCUGAAGUUUCAGCAACUUCAAUACAUAAUGAACUCCCUAUUGAAAGACCUGCUAUUAUCAACAAAUUACACUCAACCUGGGCUGUUCCUGGUACUAGUUCUCCUGGUGACCAUCAAACCAGUAGUAUAUUGGUGAGCAAUAAAACACUACAGCGUAUAAUUCCUCAUCAGAGAAGUUCCUCAUGCCCUAGGAUUGGGAGUUCCAAUGGUUCUGUCAAUCAUAUUCCAGGUUCAGUGUCUGGAUUGGGCCGACCUGCUUCUGCUUCACCAUCACCAAAUGUUAGUACUGAAUGGGGUCACUCUGAGAAGGCUCAUAGGAAUAACUCUUCAAAUAAAACAUCUGUGAUUCACCAAACAGGGCAGUCCUCUCCAGUACCCAGUAAACAGACCACUAAAGGGACCAAAGGUGGUUGUCAGGAUUUUGCAUCACAUUCAACUGAAAGUGGCCAUUCAUCGGGUUCAAUAUUUCUCACUCCAAACGAGACAUUUUUAUCCCCACCUUUACCAUAUCCAAACAGAUAUUUCACCUACUCUACACCUGAAGGAAUCUCCAUUGGCCAUCUUCCUUUACCUGAUAAAGGACUUGUAUUUCCCCAUCCUGCCUUAUUGCCUAAUGGCAAUUUGUACGCAGGAAACUUGGCACCAAAGCACAGACUUUCUUAUACCAGCUUGCCAACAUGCAGAGGUGAAUACACCGUGUUUCACAACACACAAAAUUUGAUCAACCCUAUAAUUUCAUCACAUACUUCUCAAGAAGAAAAAAGGAGUGAGGGAGCACAGCGGCGAUCUAGAUCGCAUGAUCGACUUCGAUGUAAUGAAGAGCUGGUUAACAGAGGAAGACCAUCAGAAAUUUCGCAAAAAUCAAAUGUAACUCAGUUACAUGUUUCUACUGGACUUGAGGUCUCGUGUUCUAAUCCAAAGAAUCAUGGCAAAAUGUUUGCCAAAGAUUACAAGGAUAAACCCUUAAUCGUGGAACACAAUGAUCAAUGGGGAAAAGUUGAAGUAAAAGCAUCUAAAAAGAGCACCCUGCCAGAAGGAAGCAACAAACAAUAUUCAAUGAAAGAAAUUGAUGAGAAAACAGUUGACCCUGUGGAAGCCAUUGCCAUACAAGACAGUGUCCACAAAGACAAAGAUGUCCACAAGGCAGUAGAAUUUUGUAGCUCAUCACAGGGUCAGUGUUUACCAAAUCAGAACUUAAACAAAGAUUUUAUUUCAGACUGCCAAAGUAAAGAGAGUACAACAGUUCAGUUGAUCGCUGAUCUAUCGGAGGGUGGUCGUAUCAUUGAUAGUGUUGCCACAUCUUUGGGUAAUACAAAUACCAAUAAGGAAUUUGGUGCUGAAGCUGAGCAGUUUUUGGCUCAAUUGAAUCACAGUGAUACCAAAGACAGAACUGAUGACUUGGACAUAGCAGCUGCUAAAUUUAUGAAGCCAAAAAAGUCUAAUCUAACAAAGCGAAUUGCAAACUCAGCUGGGUAUGUGGGAGAUAAGUUUAAGUGUGUCACAACAGAACUCUAUGCUGAUUCUAGCCAGCUUAGUCGAGAACAACGAGCACUACAGAUGGAAGGAUUAUCACAAGAAGACAGUAUUUUAUAUCAGCCUGCUGCUUACUGUGAGGUCAGUUCUUAAGAUUUUUCUCAGAUUGUUUUAACUAAAAUAAAAGAACUGUUAAGUUUUAGCACACAGUUGACCAAAGAAGAUUUUAUUAUAGAAAACCAGCAAACGUGGCGUCCUCUGUAG
Messenger RNA from Rhincodon typus (whale shark), 3581 nucleotides. RefSeq names its product BCL-6 corepressor-like. NCBI's taxonomy places the organism in Eukaryota, Metazoa, Chordata, Chondrichthyes, Orectolobiformes, Rhincodontidae. The record is from RefSeq and is a predicted model, not a curated record. Gene Ontology annotation, biological process: negative regulation of transcription by RNA polymerase II. The transcript is spliced from 6 exons. Gene Ontology annotation, molecular function: transcription corepressor activity. Gene Ontology annotation, cellular component: nucleus.